AUGCUUUACUCCGCUUUCUUUGCCCUCAUCGCUUCCGCAGUCAUCAUCUCGGCCCGUCCUCUCGUUGGUCGUGAUAACAUUACGGUCAUGUGCAGUGGCAGCGUUCUCGUCGCCGAAGGGGAUACUUGCGCGUCCAUCGCCGCUGCCAAUAAUGUCACCCCGGUUGCAUUCGAAGCCAUUAACAUGGUGAUGAGGACCGAGUUUAGCUGCGACAGUCUUGCGCGUCACCCAGUGACUGGAAUGCGCCUUUGCAUCCCCACGGCCGGAGUCACCGAUCCUGGAGUCGCACCCAACUACGUUGCAUGGUGCAAGGAGAGUCCUUUGACCGAGCCUGGUCAGACCUGCCAGAGUAUUGCCGACGCACAUGGUGUGACACUCCGAGAGUUCUACACUCAAGUUUUGAUGAGAGGCUCGUUUGAGUGCGACCCCGUCCCGCAAGGAACUCGCGUCUGUAUCCCAGGAAGCGGAGCGUCCGAGUCGGGUUCUGGCUCUAGCUCGACGUCUGUUCCCACCUCGACGGCCUGA
Molecule: messenger RNA, 525 nt
Organism: Serendipita indica DSM 11827
Lineage: Eukaryota; Fungi; Basidiomycota; Agaricomycetes; Sebacinales; Serendipitaceae
Source: the annotation of a GenBank genome assembly